Closterium sp. NIES-67 is the source of this 553-nucleotide messenger RNA. The record is from the annotation of a GenBank genome assembly. NCBI's taxonomy places the organism in Eukaryota, Viridiplantae, Streptophyta, Zygnematophyceae, Desmidiales, Closteriaceae.
GGUGAAGGAGAUGGCCAGCAAGCACCACCCGAAUCUGGUGCGGCUGUUGGGCUACUGCAUUGAUUUUGACCCGGGCACGAAGCACAUCGAGCAAGUGCUUGUGUAUGAGUUCAUGGCGAACCAGGACCUGGAGAGCUGGAUUGGACCUGGUAUUCCAAAUGCUCUGUCGCUACAGCAGCGCCUAGACGUGCUGAUUGGAGUGGCCAAAGGGCUGCAUUACCUCCAUGACUUUGGCAUUGUGCAUCGAGACAUCAAGCCAGCCAACAUUCUCCUUGAUGCAAAAAUGAAGGCCAAGAUUGCAGAUUUUGGGCUUGUGAAGCUGAGUGGGGGCACGUCAGUGGACACAUCUGUGGCGGCCACUCGAGUGAUGGGAACACCUGGCUAUGUGGACCCAGCCUACUACAAGUCCCACAAGGCCACAUCUGCGUCAGACGUGCACAGCUUUGGCGUGGUGAUGCUGGUGGUGCUCACGGCACGCAAGGCUGUCCAUGUGACGGAGGACAGCCACACCACCCUCAAGCAAUGGCAUUGAUUGGUCAAUGUUUCUUGCACC